GGCGUCCCCCUGGUUACUCUCCCUGCGCUGCGCUGGUAAGCUCGUGUUUUGGCUCGCCGCCAUGGCCCGUACUAAGCAGACGGCCCGCAAGUCGACCGGGGGCAAGGCCCCGCGGAAGCAGCUGGCCACCAAGGCGGCCCGCAAGAGCGCGCCGGCCACCGGCGGCGUGAAGAAGCCCCACCGCUACCGGCCGGGCACCGUGGCCCUGCGGGAGAUCCGGCGCUACCAGAAGUCGACCGAGCUGCUGAUCCGCAAGCUGCCCUUCCAGCGCCUGGUGCGCGAGAUCGCGCAGGACUUCAAGACCGACCUGCGCUUCCAGAGCUCGGCCGUGAUGGCGCUGCAGGAGGCGAGCGAGGCCUACCUGGUGGGGCUGUUUGAAGACACCAACCUGUGCGCCAUCCACGCCAAGCGCGUGACCAUCAUGCCCAAAGACAUCCAGCUGGCUCGCCGCAUCCGCGGGGAGCGGGCUCUCGGGGAAGGGAGGAUGUUCGAGCCGGCAGAAGCACUGACUGGGCUCCGGGUGCCCAAGUGGGUUAGAAGCCACGUGUCCGGGCAAGGCGUCUCCACGGCGGCCCAGAACCGUAGUCUGUUCCAGGGAGGGGCGGGGGGGGGGGCGCGAGAGGACGGGUUGAGGCCGGGCGGGGUCACUAGGGGACGCUCAGGAUUCGCGCUCCAAGGAGCGCAGGGGCCUGGCCUUUUACGCAGCUGGGAGCCGCGCGAGUAUGGGUGCGUCAUCACUCCCCCCACACCCACACCCACACUCCCACCCCGACCCGAUAUUAUGGCGCGUACUAAGCAGACGGCCCGCAAGUCGACCGGGGGCAAGGCCCCGCGGAAGCAGCUGGCCACCAAGGCGGCCCGCAAGAGCGCGCCGGCCACCGGCGGCGUGAAGAAGCCCCACCGCUACCGGCCGGGCACCGUGGCCCUGCGGGAGAUCCGGCGCUACCAGAAGUCGACCGAGCUGCUGAUCCGCAAGCUGCCCUUCCAGCGCCUGGUGCGCGAGAUCGCGCAGGACUUCAAGACCGACCUGCGCUUCCAGAGCUCGGCCGUGAUGGCGCUGCAGGAGGCGAGCGAGGCCUACCUGGUGGGGCUGUUUGAAGACACCAACCUGUGCGCCAUCCACGCCAAGCGCGUGACCAUCAUGCCCAAAGACAUCCAGCUGGCCCGCCGCAUCCGCGGGGAGCGGGCUUAAGGCAUUUUUUUUUUUACGUAGACGAUCUUAAAGGCUCUUUUCAGAGCCACUCACCUUUUCAAAAGGAGCAGUUGUACCAUCUCUCAGCCAUGUCGGUGGGCUCGUUAUGCACAGGUGUUAAGGGUAAAGGGGAUCAAGUAAUCUUGUAUGUGUUGGUGAGGUUACAGAAUUAAGGCCGACAGACGCCAGAGGGAGCAUCAGGCAAAAUCUAGGUCGUCAUGGCCAAGUGCUGCCGUGAUUUCUGAAGUCCAGAGGGCUAAGCUUGCUACUUACGUGGGAAAACUGCAAGAGGAUAGUCUGUUCUACGCAGUUUUUGCUUUAUUUUUUUGGAGUGCCUUUCAAGCUGGUUAGUGUGAAAUAGAACAUUUUGAUUGGUUAAAAUGUUAGCACAAGUCUGAAUACAGAAAUUGACAGUAGAAGGCCGGUAUUAUAACUGGGGGGAUCUGGGAUCUGGGUUUUCAGAUCGACAGCAGUUCUAGGUCUAGGCUGGAUGUCAAACACACACCCGGUAGUUUCCUGGCGUUUCAACUGAUAAAAAAGGGCAAGAGACAGUGCUGAGCCCCGAGGUGUCUUCCUCACUGCGUUAAGACAGGAGGCGCAAAAGGUAAAAAUAAAUAUUUAAGUAAGUGGGCUGAGGUUUGGUUGCAAAAAUCAAAAUCAGACUUCCACAAGUGGUAUAGCGGAGUAAUACGAUGCAAAAAUAAAAUUUAACUUUCCCUUAGCUGGCGCUUCAGAUCUCUACGUAUACAAGUCAACCAGUAAAAGUUAAAAUCAACAAAACAGGUGAAACUACACUUUACAUAAUUUACUGGUUAGUGUGAAAUAGAACAUUUUGAUUGGUUAACAAGACUUUUGUUCUAA
Messenger RNA from Phacochoerus africanus (Common warthog), 2053 nucleotides. RefSeq lists its product as uncharacterized. The transcript is spliced from 4 exons. The record is from RefSeq and is a predicted model, not a curated record. Bases 62 to 1192 code for a protein of 376 amino acids. Lineage: Eukaryota; Metazoa; Chordata; Mammalia; Artiodactyla; Suidae. Gene Ontology annotation, cellular component: nucleosome. Gene Ontology annotation, molecular function: structural constituent of chromatin; protein heterodimerization activity; DNA binding.